Molecule: messenger RNA, 726 nt
Organism: Macrosiphum euphorbiae (potato aphid)
Lineage: Eukaryota; Metazoa; Arthropoda; Insecta; Hemiptera; Aphididae
Source: the annotation of a GenBank genome assembly
AUGAUAUCCUCAUACAAUGACUGCCUCACUCUCCAAAACUCCCUUGAUAAAUUUGCCGCCUGGUGCAAUUCUUUUAAUUUGUCGCUAAAUAUUGCCAAAUGCAAAGUAAUGACCUUUCAUCGUUCUAGGUCAGUCAUUACCUUUGACUAUAACCUAAGCGGUCUAUCUAUUCAACGUGUUAACCAAGUCGAGGAUUUGGGCAUUCUGUUUGUGCCUUCACUCCACUUUGGUCCUCAUAUCGAUAUCAUGACUAGUAAAGCUUUUCGCGUACUGGGUUUUAUUAAGAGACAUACUGUUAAUUUUAGUUCCCCUAAAUGCCUACUGGUUCUCUACAACUCGUUGGUUCGUUCAGUUCUCGAAUAUGGGUGCGUAGUCUGGUCACCAUACACCGCUGCUGACAUUCGACGGAUUGAUCGGGUUCAAAAUUACUUUAUGAACUUUGUUGGCUUCUGUCUCAAUAUCCCUCACCCAAAACACGAUUACAGGCCUAUUAUACAAGCCCUUAAGCUCAACUAUCUCCAAACUAGGCGUGAUAACCUUGGUAAUAAUUUUAUUCGAGGUUUAAUUGAGGGUAGAGUCGAUGCCCCUAGGCUUCUCGAACAACUUGAUUUUCGAAUACCCAAUAAUACUAGGUUACAGUGUUCUUUCUAUCCCCCUAACAAUACGUCUAACUUUGCGAGAAAUGCCCCAUUACCAAGAUUAAUGCGCUUAGCGAACUUACUGUAA